AGUAGCGUUGAAUCCGCGGAAUCUAUGAAACGCUAUUUGUUAUGUCCGGCCGGUCUGUCCAUUUUGCACCUCAAGAAGUUCAUUGUCAGGAAAUAUGGAUUACCCACGACCUAUAGGGUCGAUGUCAUGUAUUUGGAGGACAUCCUAAGUGAUGACUACACGCUUAUGGACGUGGCGUACAUUUACGACUGGAAAAGGAGCGAUCCGAUGCGACUCUUUUAUCGCAUAAGUGAACGACCGAUAAAACGAUUGAAGACAACACAUCCACUAACCAUUGAAUCUAAGAGUGGGAGUGGAGGCAGUGUUAACAGUGCUAACAGUGACAUAAGUAAUGCCAAUAACCAUAACCACAGUAAUAAUAGCAAGAAAACGAGUGUCAGUGUGAGUCAGUCGUCCAAACUAGUCGGUGCACAACAUCCAGCUUCCAGUCGCACCUCACAGACCACUACAUCGACUAUCAUAAUGACAGGUGCGGCUCCAGUGCCUACACCGUCAGCAGCGAAAGCACACAAUCCAAGUAAUACUCGAAACAAUAGUCGUUCAAAUGGCGUGACAUCAGGCAAGGGAUCUACUGUUACGCCCAAACACACGGAUACAUCGAAAGGCGCCUCAAUCCCUACUACACCUCCAGCUAUAGCCAAGUCAAAGGCAACUCAUAUGACUGCCAGUGCUAUACAAACAGAUGAACCGCCGAAAAAAUUGCGAAAGAUUUUGCCGGCAAACGACUCAACCCAUGCAUCGACGCCCAAACCGGUGUCCUCUAAAGCUAACUGUGCCACCACUACCAGUGCAUCCAAAGCACAGUCCAGUGCUAAUCAGAGCCAAUCGAGUCCACUGUCGCCCACAUCUAUUCGCAUUAAGUUGGCCCCACCAUCACCACCAACACCUACGCAACCCCAAUCAUCCUCAUCACCACAACCAUCACCGGUCGCUAAAUCCAUUUCCAGUGCUAAGGAUAUUAUGGAUACCAAUACUAACACUAAGAGUGAUGUCAACAGUGAAACCAAACCCACACUAUCGCCGACAUCUAUUCGGAUUAAAUUACCGCCAUUUACACCGACAUCAACACAAUCAUCACCACAGACCACAUCCACAUCUAGUGCUAAGAGCGGUGUUAACACUAAACCCAAAAGCAAACUAUCAUCACCCCCUGCCAUUCGGAUUAAACUGGCCCCACCACCUAAAACACCAUUACCUAAACAAUCAUCGCCAAAACAAACACCAUUACCAACACAACCGAUACCAACUCCACGAUCAGCAUCACCUCAAACCACAUCCGUAUCCAGUGUUAAGAGUGCGACCAAUACUAAUACCAAACUGUCGUCUCCCCCUCCCAUUCGGAUUAAACUGGCGCCUCCACCGCCGCCAACACCCCCGCAAGCACCACCACAACAUACUACACCACCACCUCCUCCACAAUCAUCAUCACCACCGCAACCAUCAUCUCAGAGCACAUCUGUAUCCAGUGCUAAGAGUGUUGUAAAUCCUAAACCCAAACUUUCAUCACCGCCUGCUAUUCGGAUUAAACUACCGGCGCCGCCACAAACUUUACCACCAAAACAAUCAACGCCAACACCUCCUCGGCAAUCAUCACCGCAAACCACAUCCAUAUCUACAUCUAGUGUUAAGAGUGCGGCAAAUACUACCACUAAACCAACGGCUUUCUCAUUGGCACCAGAAGUUCAAUCAAAUAACAAACACAAGGAUCUAAAGCAAAGCCAAUCAGAUACGAAGAAACCGUUAUCUGAUCCCAAGAUUACCACCACAGAAGUGACAACUAGUCCGGUGGCUAAUGCUAACGGACCACUGGAUCUGUCCAUGUCUACCAAAAAGGACGGACAGCCCAAAGUGAAUGCAGCGCCCAUUCGUGCUAUAUAUGACAUUCCGCCCCCAAAACCCAAACAAUGUUUAUAUCCACCGGUUCUCGAGCCGCAUAGGAGUCUCUUCUCGACUCCAUCGGCACCCAAACCGAUGUUCCCAUCGUUUAAAGUAACCAGUUCUCAGUCGCAAGACAUCCGAUCCCCCACCGGAUCCCUCUUGCAGACCUCCUCUGCUCUCACACCCAAUACUGAGACCAAAAAGUAUCGAUCGAUUGACUCAAUCAUCGAUCGCAUCUCCAAUAAUACGUCGACAGGUAAUCACUCCAACAGUUCCCGACACCGGUCUGUAUCCCACAGUCAUAACACCAGUCAUCACAACAAUCACAACCAAAUGAAUUACUCAGUGAUUACUCCCGACCCGCGCCGAUACACUCCGAAGAUAGUGAUCCGAAACAUUGGUUCCCCUCCUUCGACAACCUCUCACUUUAAUUAUCCGACGCAUCGCUGAAUCCAUGGAUUAUAUUAUUGUUUAUUAUUUGCU
Messenger RNA from Oppiella nova, 2361 nucleotides. The record is from the annotation of a GenBank genome assembly. NCBI's taxonomy places the organism in Eukaryota, Metazoa, Arthropoda, Arachnida, Sarcoptiformes, Oppiidae.